This is a messenger RNA of Pelodiscus sinensis (Chinese soft-shelled turtle), 3564 nucleotides long. RefSeq names its product angiopoietin like 7 (gene ANGPTL7). Gene Ontology annotation, biological process: blood coagulation. Lineage: Eukaryota; Metazoa; Chordata; Testudines; Trionychidae. The record is from RefSeq and is a predicted model, not a curated record.
GAGGGAAGUCUCCCCCCACCCUUUCUUUGGCCUAAGUCUGUGUUGAUUUCAGCCGGUAGGCACUUGAUAUGAACAGAUUAGUUGGGAGGGGCUUGAAUGCUGUGUAUGGAUGCAGGGGGGUGGAGGUACACAGGAGAAAAAGGAUAUUUAAGAUGCGGAGACAGAGACUUCCAGAGUGCACAGACUCCUACGGGGAAGGGCUGCAGAAGUUCCUUUAAACUCCACCUCCACUGAGAGAGGGGGGAGAGAAACAGAGUUUGGGCACCCGUGUGCUGUAGCACUUUCAGAAGAGUUUCAUAGGUGCCCCACUGUGCUCACGGCAUCUGCAAUUAACUCACUCAGAGAAGUCAGGAGUUCUCACUGCAGAGAGAGAAAAUGCCAGUGAAAGUCACUAUGCAACUGGCAUGGCUCUGUGUUUUCACCUUGUCCUUGGCCAUCUAUCCGGCAUUGCUACAGAAGCCUUCCAAGAGGAGAACGGUCAAUGGGAACACCCAGCUCAAAAUGACGGGCUGCUGUGACGAGAUAAGAGAGCUCAAGCUGCAGAUAGCCAACGUGAGCGCCAUGCUGGGGGAGCUGAGCAAGAAGCAGGAAGUUGGGUAUAUGAUUGUGGACAUGCAGGUGAUGGAGCUGAAAGGGAGCACCCAGCAGAUGGAGUCCCGGCUCAUCGAUGUCGAGAGCAAAUACUCUGAAAUUAACAGCCAGAUAGACAACAUGCAGCUGCAGGCAGCCCAGACCGUCACACAAACCUCAGCUGUAGAUGCUGUCUAUGACUGCUCAUCCCUUUACCAGAAGAAUUACAGAAUCUCCGGUGUUUACAAGCUGCCUCCUGAUGAAUUCUUGGGGAGCCCUGAAAUAGAGGUGUACUGCGACAUGGAAACAGAGGGCGGUGGCUGGACCAUCAUCCAGAGACGUAAAGUUGGCCUGAUCUCUUUCAACAGAGAUUGGAAACAAUAUAAGGAAGGAUUCGGCAACAUCCGGGGAGAUUUCUGGCUAGGGAAUGAAAAUGUCUACCGGCUCUCCAGACGCCCAACCAUGCUGCGAGUAGAGCUGGAGGACUGGGAAGGCAACACUCGCUAUGCACAAUAUGACCAGUUCACCCUAAGCAACGAGUUGAACAGUUACCGCCUUUUUCUGGGGAACUACACUGGCAACACAGGGCGCGACUCCCUAAGGUACCACAACAACACAGCCUUCAGCACCAAGGACAAGGACAACGACAAGUGUGUGGAUCACUGUGCUGAGCUCCGUAAAGGUGGAUACUGGUACAACUGUUGCACAGACUCCAACCUGAAUGGGGUUUACUAUCGCAAAGGAGAACACACCAAAAACAUGGAUGGAAUCACUUGGUAUGGCUGGCAUGGCUCAACCUACUCCCUGAAAAGAGUUGAGAUGAAGAUCCGGCCAGAGGAUUUCAAACCCUAGGGGGAACCAACACACAAUUGUAAAGCUAAGGUGACAAUGCUGCUCUGAGGGGAAAGAGCCUGGAAUCUCAAAACCAGCCAUUGAAAUGGUUUACUUCAUCUAGAAGUUGUGCAAAUGCAAAGGCUAUAUAUACACUGACUAUGCAUCACACAUUAGUUCUGAGGCAAACACGGGAGAGGGGAAAGGCACCAUUACUAUGGCUCAGCCCAGUUCUCUUUUCUUAAAGAACUCCCUCCUGCCCCCUAUCCUCUAAACAGGAUACAGAAUGGCCACAUCCCGCAGUAGCAGCAUCUUCAGGAAGGAUAUGUUGUGGUUACACUAGUACUGGGACUUACAGGGUUGCCCCUAUUGUUUGACCGGUUAGAGUUUAAGAAACACGUGGCUUUUCCCCUCAGUUUUCCCCUCUCGAUAGUGUUUAGAUUAAUUGAGGUUAGAUACGAAUUUUGCCAAGCAAGACCAAGAAACAAAGCAAUGGGCUUUUAUUUCAAACCCUUCAGUCAUCUUCUUGGAAAUAUUCACAAUGAGACAGACAUUCAUUCAGUGCAUGUUAUUUGACCUAUGCUCCUCAUAUAGGAAAAGCUAGGUUGCUUUAGGUAAUUGCAUGUUGCACUUGCUCUUUCCUGGAGUCUCAUUACCUUCUGGCCACUAGUCACAGGAAAACUAUGCAAGACUUUACUUCCAGGGAGAGUCCCAUCUGCUGUAGGCUAUGUGGAGGAGGGAGAUCUACACUAGAAAACACACGAGGGACUAGAAUGCAGGUCUUUGAGCUGCAAUGAAUUGAUUUUCACCUUUACCAGUGUUCUUCUUGGAACACUGGAGGACCAUUUUAUGCCACCUCAUCACAGUAUCAGCAAGACAAGGAGUAUACAGGGAGUAAACAUAGCAAGAAGCCUUUUAACAUUGACACUGUAUUCCAUAAAACAAGAGAGGAAGAGUCCUUUAAUGUUUAAUUGGAAAAAAAAAAGAUGUGUUAAUAGAAGGUGCUAGUAAACAAGGGAUCAAAUAAUAUAGAGAUUGUGUGUGGCUCUAAAACAGUAAAGGAUCCUGGAUACUACUACUUAUUUACUAAAAGAAGCAACCUUGAGUGAUUUGUGUUGUGUCUGGAACCCAAGCUGUAUUUAAAGCUUUACUCCAUCAAAUCUCUAUUUUAUGAUUCUUGAUCCUUAACUUCCAGCUGCUUUUAACUUUCUGUUUUUACUUAAAGAGAAUCCAGAUGUGGGAAAUAUUUAACACUCUGCUUUAUGGUUUACAAGUAUAGGAUUAUCCACUCCCUCUAGAUCAGACCUCUGGUCCAUGAAGUUAGCUCUAAUGCCAGCAGCUGUGACCAGUAUUCGAUACUUUAAGAGAGAGGCAAAACACACCAGAGAAGGCCUCUUGUAAAUUUUGCAGUGCUGCCCAUAUGUCAGGAUGGGGUAGUGUCAGGAUGGGGUAGAAGAAAAGGAGCACUUUAUUCAUUAUAUUAUUGAAAGUUCAAAGCAAUGUGUAUGGGAGCAGAGCUCUAAUGCAAGCCAGAGAAUCCUCAAGUGCUAGAAAAAAUUAGAAAGGUACAAAAACCUUCACUUGCUGGUGGGAUGCCAUACCCAAGAAUGUCAAGGUUUUGGGGAGGGGGAGUAUUUUUUGUAAGUACUGCCUAGAUUUCAUGCCGAAACCCAGUGCAUUCCAUUUCCUCAUGUAAGAGUGCCUUGAAAAGGAUUGUUAACAAAGGACUCCUCCUGCAGCCACACUGUUGCUUGAAUAUUUUGAAAGAAGAUGGCUAUAGUUAAUAUAUCUAUUUUUAUUCACUUAGAGCUUGAGCCUAAUUUAAAAUGUUCUAUCUUAUGCAGAAGGAGAGAUAAAGAUUUCCUGGGAGAUGCCUUAUAUAUGUUGACUAUUCAUACUGGAAACUGGAACAGUGUUUAAUACAAAUCUGCAGUCUGUGCAAUGUUUUUUUUUUUAAUUCCAAACUUUUCCAUUUCUGUAAUAAAACUCUCUUGUUUUUAAACCUGUUUUCUUCAAGUCUUGUUCCUUAACUUUUUGUUUGAUACAAAUAUUCACAGAGACCGAGAGAUUAAGGUCAGGAAAGGAGAAUACACCAAGUUCUGAAGCAUCCUAGGGGAUGCAUGAGAGGAAAAGGGAUGAAAGCAUACUGUAGAGAGGGCAAAA